Molecule: messenger RNA, 1601 nt
Organism: Cloeon dipterum
Lineage: Eukaryota; Metazoa; Arthropoda; Insecta; Ephemeroptera; Baetidae
Exons: 6
Coding region: 815-1555 (246 amino acids)
Source: RefSeq, a predicted model, not a curated record
GCGCGGAGGCCGACGAGUUUGUCAUAGUGAAAUUAUAUGCUGCUUUCAAAAACACAAACGUUAUAAUUUUUCAAUUUCACGCUCUUUACGCGGGCGAAAACAAAUGGACCACCGUUUUUUUUUGGUCGGCAGGCAAUUGAAUCACUUUCUCUGCAUGACCUCAACAUCAAAGAGGAGCACUUUCGGCGGUUGGUCUUUUUAUUUUAGGGUUGUGGAUAUAUUACUAAAAAUGUUUUCGGUAAUUUAAAAUUAUCGAUUUUGUAUCUUUGGCUUAUUGGAUUAUUUUCUGCUAAAAUGGUCCAUAUUUUAUUUAUUUUGCCAAGCGCCUGAAGUGAAAGUCUGGUGUUCAUAGGGAUUAAUUUCAGUUUAAUUAACAAAACGCUUUAAGCCUUAAAUCACUGUUUUUUUUAAUACUUUUGUCACACACUGCUUACCUUCAUAAAAAAUGGAAGAAAUAUAUCCCCUCACUUAUGUUUUUCCAACAGUUAGGAGUGGACUGACAUCCGAGGUAAAUAAAUUUGAUAAAAAUGUCAGUGCAAUAAAUUUUGAGACCCUGCGUUGGCAUUGUCUCUAAUAAAUUCUGCAACUGUCAGAAAAAACGCCUAUUUGUGCUCCCUCGGAAGGUAAAAUUAAAAAGAUAUAAUUGUCAAAACCUGACAACUACUUGUCUUCUGAAAAGAUAUAGUGAGCUGUGCACUUUAAAAUAUCUGAAUGCAUAUCAUUUAAAAAUUAAUCAUUGUCAUACAUAAGUGUAUAAAGGCAGGCGAAAAAUGAGCAAACGAGGUGAUUCUGAGGCCGCAUUCUGUCCGCCAACAUGCUUUCCUCUUUGUUCUUCUACUUGACGUUAUUUUCAGCCGUUGUUGGUCAGUGCCCCAUUGCUAACAUUACUGAUCCCUUGGCUUUUCCAUACGUGUUUAGGGUGCAAGUACAGUCCGACCUGGGAUACCCAAUAACUUUUCCCGGUUUCGCGGUGAACCAGAAUUACAUCCUCACCUCUGACAUGGCUUUCCGUAAAAAUGCCGCCUUGAUCAAAAUUACCGAUCAGUUUGGCGUGGUCUAUCGGACACCGAAGAGUACUAUAAUCGCAUCAGGACGCUUUGCCAUCUUGAGAACAUGCAGACCACUCCCCGGACCAUAUAUUUCGAUGUCGCAGUUCAGUUUCAAUCGCCUCUCAGACAACUUGACCAACGCAGAAUUUAUCUUGUUCAAUGAAAACGACGACGUGCUGAAAAAAGUGAAACCCUUGACUGUGUUCAACGAGGGACACUGCGUGACCAUCACCAACGACCUCUUUGAAAGUGUUUGCGUGGACAUCAACGUGACUCCUGGCUUUUGCUCGUAUAUUUCCGAUGCCUUUGGAGAUGGAUCAACGCCGACUUUCUUCAGAGCUCCAGCGGUGGUGAUCAAUGGCCAGGUGAACGCGAUUUACUCCUCUUCGUCCGAAAUCGGCUGCAACGGCUGUAGCGUCAACGACCAAGUCGGCUUCUACUCCAGCUUCUUAAGCUGUAUUGAAUAUUUACUCACAGAAAUCCCAGGUGGAGUGGGCAAUCCUUAGUGUUUGUUUGUCUCUGGAUGAAUAAAAUUCAACUUUGAACAUCAAA